CUGCCCGCAUCCGAGCCUAGGUCUCGGGCUACAGUCCCAGUUUCAGACGCAGUGCUCGCGUAUCCGUCACUCGAGCUCAGUGUGUGUGCCAGCACUCGCUUCUUUGACCACCCGGUUCUACAUCUGAUUACCUCUAACCAUGUCGGACAGUGAAGAAUACACCUCUUCCGAAGAAGAGGAGGAGGAGCCCCCCAAACCAGUCGCCAAACCAGUUGAAGCUAAAAAGGAUGACGGUAAAAAAUCAGCCGCCGAUGCGGCUAGGGUUAAACAGCAAGAGCAGGACCGUAAAAAGGCUGAGGUGCGCAAGCGUCUCGAAGAGGCUGCGGCCGCCAAGAAAGCCAAGAAAGGUUUCAUGACUCCCGAGAGAAAGAAGAAACUUCGGCUCUUGUUGCGUAAAAAAGCUGCAGAGGAAUUGAAAAAAGAACAAGAACGUAAAGCGGCCGAACGACGACGCAUCAUUGAAGAACGCUGCGGCCAGCCCAAGAAUCUAGACGACGCCAAUGAGGCCGCCCUGAAGCAGAUCUGUGUCGACUACAAUGAACGCGUUAUCAUGUGCGAGUCGCAAAAAUGGGACUUGGACUUUGAAGUCAGAAAAAAAGAUUACGAGAUCAACGAGAUCAACAUCCUCGUCAAUGACCUCCGAGGCAAAUUUAUUAAGCCUUCUCUGCGCAAAGUAUCCAAAUAUGAGAACAAAUUUGCCAAACUUCAAAAGAAGGCCGCCGAAUUCAACUUCCGUAAUCAGCUUAAACAAGUGAAAAAGAAGGAAUUCACAAUGGAGGAAGAGGAUAAGGAGAAAAAACCGGAUUGGUCAAAGAAGGGAGGUGAAGGCGAGAAGAAGGAAGGAGAAGAGGGAGAAGGCGAAGCACCGGCUGAAGGUGAAGCUGUUGCCAAUGCCGAAGAGGCUCCUGCACCAGUUGAGGGAGCUCCACCGGCGGAAGGCGCUCCAGCUGACGCAGCCCCCGCUGAAGCUGGCGCAACGGGUGAACCCGCACCGGCCGACGGCCAGCCACCAGCUGAAGGCGCACCACCCGCCGAUGCCCCUCCUGCCGACGGGGCACCACCUGCGGAUGCUCCUCCUGCCGAUGGGGCACCACCUGCGGAAGCCCCUGCCGCAGAAGGCGCUCCUCCCGCCGAUGCUCCUCCCGCUGAGGGUGCUCCACCUGCUGAUGGCGCUCCACCUGCCGAAGCCCCAGCUCCGGCCGAUGGAAGUACACCGGCACCACCAACUGAGGGUUCCGCUCCUCCAGCAGAAGGCCAAGCUGCCGCAGUAGAUGGGGCACCGCCUGCGGAAGGCGCACCGUCCGCAGCGGCACCACCAGCCGAGCCCGCUGCAACUGAAGCUGCCCCUGCCGAAGCUGCUGCCCCUGCCGAAGCUGCUGCCCCUGUCCCACCCGCUGAGGAAGCGCCUGCUAGUUAGAUACUAGUCCAACCAGCUGAAAACAUACACGAUUGACGUCUCCAGUGGAAGUCUUCUUGCCUCCUUUAUACCAACGAAUUAGUCAGCUGAAAAUAUGUAAUUGAAACUGUUGGGGUUGGCGUCGGGUAACACGGAGGGUGAAGGUUGGAUAGGUUUUUUGUUUUUUGUUUUUUUCCACCUUUUGUUCAACUUAUUUUUCUUAACACUGUUUGGCUACAAAAGAUACGGAAGGGAUGAGGGAACUAAUAAAUUGGGAUUUUCAAUUGUUCAGACCUAUCUUUCACGCGAUGCCUCUUUUCUGUGUAAUCUUUUGGCUUCAAUCUCUGGACUGAAGAUUUGUUUUAAGAACUGAAAAAUCGUGCUUCUAAAAGACAAACAACAAGCUUACCCGCUAUCACAAUACACACAGUUCAUGAAGGA
Molecule: messenger RNA, 1837 nt
Organism: Daphnia carinata
Lineage: Eukaryota; Metazoa; Arthropoda; Branchiopoda; Diplostraca; Daphniidae
Gene: wupA
Product: troponin I-like
Exons: 13
Coding region: 140-1417 (425 amino acids)
Biological process (GO): muscle contraction
Cellular component (GO): troponin complex
Source: RefSeq, a predicted model, not a curated record